CAGAUUUUUCAGCUAAAAUGUUACAUAGGUAAAUUUUCUACGUACCUAUUAACCUAAAUUGCUAUGAAGCAUUUAAAAUUUCAAUAAAAUAACUAGAGAUUUAUUAUGAAUUUGACUGUAUGUUGUGUUUACGUUAUCAGUGAACGAACAUUCCCUAGUAAAUCUAUUUUGAAAUGCCACAUAACCGGUGAUUGAAAUAUAAUUUUCUAUUUGUUAUUGAAUGACGUGUAAUGUUUCCAACGGCGAACACUGAAGAUAUCGCACAGGUCACGUCAUUUAAAACAUAUUCAGGUGUUUCUAGCGAUGAGCGAGAUCCAAUUGAUAAUACACAAAUCACAAGACAAAACAGGGAGUUAACAUUCAAUAUGUUGAUCAAAGAACUGGUCUUCUGUAUAGCUUUGGCUCUGACAACUUAUGGAGCUCUACACAAUACACCAACAAAGAUAUCUAAAUACCCACAAGCAGUAAGAUUCUUCACUACAGACUCAUUAGUAAAAGACUGGUACCGAGGACAGCUGAGUAGUGCUCUUGCUAAAAUAAAUAGUGCAGAUAUUUCAUUUGUUAUGUACUAUGCACCUUGGGAUGCUGAAUCCCAAUAUGUCCGAGGAGAGUUUGAGAAGGCUGCAAUAAUUUUAAGCGAUUAUGUCCAUUUUUCUGCCAUAAACUGUUGGAAUCCUGGUAGCGAAUGCAGACUACAUCAUAGUAAAAUACCAUCAUGGCCAAUUUUAAUGGCAUAUACUAUCAAUUCCAGAGGAGUACUAUACAAAGGUCCCAGAGAUGCUCAUAGUAUGGUAAAUUUUCUGCAGUUAAUAAUGAAGCCAUUAGAGAGAGUCUCGACUACAGAACAUCUUGUAAAUUUAUUAUCUAUCUGUGAUGCCGUAGCUGUUGGAUAUACUCCACUUACAGAUACAUCACGUUAUUACAAUAUUUGGUAUUAUGUUGCAAUGAAAGUGCGUGAAUUCGAUCCUGUUGGUGAGAUAUGCUUUGCUGUAGUUACUUCAGAGGAACUUGCAGUAGAUCUUGGGGUUGAUGUAAUGCCAAAUGCAAGACUCAUGCUGUGGAAUGAUACAAAGGAAUAUGUGAAUAGUGGUAAUCUACAAUCUUGGAAUGAGACAUCCCUUCUACAUUGGGUUUUGGAGAACUUCUCACAGCCGGUUGCGCGGGUUAUACCCAUGUGGAAGAAGGCAUUCAGUUUUGAAAGAUAUGUUGAUGGAAAUCCUAUAUUAAUAUUAUUUACUCCAUUAAAUCCUUUGUAUGAACAAUUGCCAUCUUAUGCAUUGUUACGUGAAGUGGCUAUGGAAUAUUACAACUGCAAUAACAAUGAGAGCAGUCAAUGGACAUCAGAAUUAAUUAAAUUGCAACAAGUACAAAGACUCUUAUAUCAACAAAAGGAUUUUUUAAAAUUUUGUCAAGAAUACAAAUUUAAAAAACCUGUAAGAAAACAAAAUUUCUUCUACAAGAAGGAGAUUGUUUCACAAAACAAUAAAUAUCCCUGGAAUAAUGUCACUCAGAAAAAUCAUAAAAGUGGAGCUUUAAAUUCUUUUGUGAAAAGAGGACUAUCUAUUCCAAAAAUUACACAGGGCUCUCUUGACGAAUCUCAGGUGUUGUCAACUAUAGGUUUAUUGCAAGAGUGUAGCUCAACAGAAUUGCCAGCUGAAAAACUUUUUUAUGAUAACUAUGAACAGUGCCAAUCAUUUAGCCAUGAUAGUUUCAAUUAUGAAGAAAAUUCAAAAGAAUAUAAGUUCAAUUUAGAAACAACAAUGUUACCUUUAGAAGAUGAUCCACUAUCACCGGAUAAUUUGGUGCAAGAGAAUGUAAAACAUUUUUGUAAACUGAUGAAGUUUGCCAACGAGGCAGGUCCUCGUGUGAUUCCCGCUAAGGUCCUUGUCAACGAUGAGAAACAUAAUAUAACACACAUACAUGGUUUAGCUUGUGCUAGAAACUUUAGUCUUCAUAUACUGGCUGUUGACAGUGUUGCCAACCAUCAUUUCGCUGAAUUUUUAGGUAUUGAUAUAUCUAAUAAAAAAGAUAAAACUACUGUUGUUAUAUUGGAUAGUAAGCAUGAAAGUCAGUAUGUUCUCUCUGAGGAAUAUAGUGCCAAAUCAAUACGAGAUUUUAUUUAUAAUUUUACUAAUAAAUCGUUGCAACGUUCUCUACGCACGCAUGUAGAAGAUGCUGCGCACACACAUUACUAUGGCUCAGAAGGAAAGACAACAAAAAAAGGGACCAAUGAUAGCAGUAUUGAAAUAAUAGACUUGACAACACGCAGUUUUAAAAAACUCAUAAAUACACCAGGAACUGUGAGGCUGGUGUGCGUGUGCGGGGGCGUGUGCGGCGCGGCGGCGGCGCGGGCGUUGGCGGCGGCGGCGCGCCGGCUUCGCGCCGCUGGUGUUCCGGCGCGGGCGGCACGCCUCGACGCACUGCGCUACGACCUGCCCUGGCACUACUCCGUACACCUCUAUCCUACUGUCUUCGUCUUCCCCGCCGAUAUGGAUAAGGAAGCGGAAAGCCGGUCGUACCCGGCGGGCGAGCGUAUCACAUCGAGCGGGCUGCUGGCGCUGGCGCUACGUUCCCUGUCGGCGCCAGUACACCUGCGCGUGCGCCUGCACAUCUGUCAACGCUCUCAUGCUAACGAGGAAAAGAAGAUUUGUUUAAAAUAUGCGAGGGAGCAUGUUACUACGGUCAUCGAUAGAAACCUUAAAUAUUGGCGGUGGAGUGAGCAAAGGGAAUUGAAAGACGCACUCUUCAAAAGAUUGCAAUAUUUACAUCAAAUCUCCCUCGAUCUCAGCCUUCUUCACAUUACGGACCUUAAUAGUAAAAAUCAGAGAUAUGAGACUUUAUUAAACACCCUUAAUUUAUUAUCAAAAACAUGGAAAAUAAAUAUGUCUAUUCUUAAAGAUAAAAAGACAAGUUGAUAUUAGAUAUUGUAAUUUGUAAAUAGUGUACAUUGCUCAUUUUGUAAAGUACCUAUGUUAUUUAUUUUUAGGACAUAAACUUAUUAAAGUGUUGACAAAGUCAUGAA
This is a messenger RNA of Galleria mellonella (greater wax moth), 3022 nucleotides long. RefSeq names its product thioredoxin domain-containing protein 11. The record is from RefSeq and is a predicted model, not a curated record. The transcript is spliced from 12 exons. Lineage: Eukaryota; Metazoa; Arthropoda; Insecta; Lepidoptera; Pyralidae. Bases 231 to 2915 code for a protein of 894 amino acids.